AUGCGCAUUGAGUACUUAAACUUUUUACAUCUAGUACCAGUGAAGGAACCACCGAAUCCCUUCUGGUCACAUCUGAAGAAUCAGUCAAAGAAACAGAAGGCAUUGACUUUAGCCAUUCUUGUGCUUAUCUGCAUGAUCUGUAUCGCAGGCAUUGGGCUCUGCAUAUUCAUGCGCUGUCGUCAACGUAAAAGCCGAUGGAAGGCAGGUAAACCAAGGACUAGUGGAACAGGUGGCAAUUAUCAAGUUCUCUUCAAUUUGGAAGACAAUGAGCACUAUGGAAAUGGAGAUAACUCCUUAUUCUAA
This is a messenger RNA of Rodentolepis nana, 303 nucleotides long. The record is from the annotation of a GenBank genome assembly. Lineage: Eukaryota; Metazoa; Platyhelminthes; Cestoda; Cyclophyllidea; Hymenolepididae.